AUGGGUCAGGACGAUCAGCCACGAUCGGUUGUUCCUCCUCCUCCUGCUCGGACGAUGCAAGCCGGUCAAGUGGUCGUGGAGCGAGCUGCACCUGUCGAGGCUGGUGUAUUAGUAGUGUCUGCUUGUGCGCGGCCGUUGACGGUCUCACGGUCUGAACCGAUCUCGCUUAUUAGUAGAAGCGCCGUUGCCACCACUGCCCCGACAGCAGCGUUCCCGGACGAUACGCCCUUCCCGGAGGGUGUUGUACAGGGUUCGACCAUGCAAGGUAUCGAGUCGUCGGAUGUAUCUCCCGAGUCGACUAGAACGCCCGUCGUACCAGCGACAACGAACACCCCGGUCGCCGUGCCAGCUUCAGCUCCCGUGUCAGCGUGCGCCGCUCCACCAGCAGCAGCAGCAGCCGCCGCCUCGGCUCCAGCGCCACCGCCACCGCUGCCCCGCGACGAUCAGGUUCACGACGAGCGCCUUCCGCCACCACCACCGUUGGUUAAUCAACCACAGCAGCCCAAGCCCAAGAAACCUCGAGGUCGUAAAAAGAAGGAGCUGGAUCGUGGUAGGUUUCGUCCCGCUAUCGUGCUGCAGGCGGAUCGCAUGGCGCACCGACGUCGCCCGUGAUCGUCGUCGCGGCGGGGGGGGUGUCGUCGGCUUGACUCGGAUACCCGUAGCGAUUCACACCAUGGCUGCUCUUGAUCAAAGGUUUGUGUAUUUUCGAAAACUAGGCUGACCCCCCUUCUUGUGCGUUACGCUACACCUUGAACCAUGCGCUCGUGACACUUUCGCUCGCUCACCCCGGGGAAACUCGAACAUUGCUCACGCGACCACGACCUCCCCCAUCAUGAUCCGUACAUUACACCCCCUUCCCUCGUCACUCUAAAAAAGACCAAGCCCCACCUACACCCGCAGCAUCGACGGCCUCCUCCUCCGAAUCGAUCUUCACCGCGAUCCCUUCCUUCAUCUCCUCCCUCGACCUCUCGGACUCGGAACCGGACUCGUCCGCGUCCGAAGACGAAUUCGGUCAACCGAAACCUCCCAAGCAACCCGCGUACGAUUCGCAAGGUCGAGCCCGUCCUCGACCUAGUUACUACUAUGACGCCGAUUACGAUCCGGCUCACCAUUCCGCACUUGAACCGAUCAAGAAGAGGGGAAGACGAGGUGGAUUGAAAGGUGUACCCGUUUUUGAACCUACGAUCGAGGACUUUGAACGUAAUGGUGGUUUUUACGGUUACGUCAAGAGGAUCGAAAAGUAUGGUAGGAGGAGUGGGAUCGCCAAAGUCAUCCCUCCGAAGGAAUGGUGAGUUGGGUUUCAAAAAGAUAAUUGUUACGUGCUACGUCGAGUCCCUAAAGAAAGAUGAACGAUUUAUUUUUUUUGACCGUGGACUGCAUCGUCUGAUGAAAAAACUUAGGUCCGACGCACUUCCCUCUACUACGGACAAGUUGCGCGAUAUUCGACUUCGAGAACCGAUCGAGCAGAUCAUGAUGGGUCAACAGGGCGUGUACAGAGUGACGAACGUCGCCAAAACUAGGAUUUGGAACCCGGCGCAGUGGAAGCAGAUGGCCGAUUCGAGCAAGUUCGCCCCGCCCGAUUUCAAGAAGGAGGCCGAAAAGGGGGAUAGAACUGAUCGGAAACCUGUUUUGGGCGGCUCGAACGCGAGUGCGAGUACGAGUACAUCGGCGACACCGAACAAGAAGGGGAGUCGGAAGGCCGCUGGCGGUGAGGGAGAAGCGGAUGCGGAUGAUGAAGCCGAGUUGGAGGCGGUAGGGAAGCGCAAGGCCGCGCCACAAACACCCGCGAAUGGCAAGGGCAAGGAGCCCGAAACGCCUAGCCAGACACGCUCGGGGACGAGAUUCGGAUCCGAUCGCAAGAACGAAAAUGGGCGGCCGACAACGGCGACGCCGAGUGAAUCACCGACGACGAGAAAGGCAUCGAUCCCUAUCGCUACCGAAGACUCAACGACGUCGACGGCCGCGCCGACUCCGAUUUCAGUUGGUGCACCGCAUGCGACGAAGGACUCUGCGACUUCAAGCGCCUCGCUUGCCAGUGCGACCAAACCCGCUCGAGUGAAGCGCGCUUCGAAUCUGCAACGCGCUGAGCCGACGGAAGCCGAAUGGAGCGCGUUCGUCGAAAACUACGCCGAGCUGCCGCACGGGAUGAAAAAGUCGGACUACACCGUCGAGUUGAUGCGCGAUAUCGAACGACGGUACUGGCGCACUUUGACGUUCGGCGAACCGGCGAUGUACGGAGCCGACAUGAAGGGCUCGAUCUUUUCCGACGAGACGCAGGCGUGGAACGUCGCUCACUUGGGUGACCUCUUGCCCAAGCUCGCGCCGAAGUCAUGUCAGAUCCCGGGUGUCGUCUCGCCUUAUCUCUACUUUGGGAUGUGGCGAGCGACGUUCGCAUGGCAUGUCGAGGACGCGGAUCUGUACUCGAUCAACUACAUCCAUUUCGGCGCUCCCAAGUUCUGGUACAGCGUUCCCCAAGAACAGUCCGAGCGUUUCGAGCGCGUGAUGGAAGGCUACUUCCAACAGGAUCGCACAAAGUGCUCCCAAUUCUUGCGCCACAAAUCGUUCCUCGCUUCCCCUCGCGUCCUCGCUGGAAGUAACAUCACCUUGAACCGAUGUAUGCAACUCCCCGGUGAAUUCAUCCUCACCUAUCCCAAGGGAUAUCACUCGGGUUUCAACCUCGGUUUCAACUGCGCCGAAUCCAUUAACUUUGCGACCGAGCGAUGGCUGCCUUUGGGCAAGGUCUCAAAAUCGUGCUUUUGCAUCGGGGACAGCGUCAAUAUCGAUGUUGACGUCUGGCUGACGGAUGCGGCGAGGAAAGAGGCCGAAGCGAGAGGAGAGGUGUGGCCGCCCAGGAAGGCGAUGCCGACACCGCCACCGGAAGACGAUUUGGAAGCCGCGGCGGCGAAGAUGGCCUCGUUCGCUGGGCCCGGACAGGGCUUGGCCAUUUCUACGAUCUCGUCUACGUCGAGUCAUCCGCAUGGACCGGCAGUGUUUGAGGUGCCCAAGCUGGAGGCUGCACCUUCGUCAUCGGGUCGCAAGAGGAUGUUCAGUGCAAAGGCAGCCGAGCUCGAAUUGGGUCAGGCCCAGGUCGCGGCUGCUUCAACAACAAUCUCGCCAAACAGCCAACCCCACAUUCAUCCUACAUCCACGAACGGCAACGUUUCACACCCUCCGCUCAAGAAAAGGGCCAAGCUCUCGUCACCGGUCGCGUCGACCCUGAACGAGUCAGCGAUGCCUCUCCCUUACCCCUGCGCAUUGUGCCCCGAACGAUCGACCGAAGGCUUGAUCAGGAUUGGUGAACCGGCGCAGUUCAAAAUGCUGGCCCAUCGCGUGUGCGUCAUGUUCACCCCCGCGACUUGGAUCGAGACCGUCCCAGAAACGGGGGAGGAGGUCGUGCGUGGGUUCUUGGACAUUGAGAAGGCGAGGUGGAAGUUGAAGUGUCAGUUGUGCGAGGAGAAGCACGGGACCAAAGGUGAGUCCGGAGGUUGAAGUGGGGUCGUCGUGCUUUCAACUUCUCCAUUCUGACAUCCCGCUAUCCUUUGUAUAGUCCAAUGUACCAAAGGCAAAUGCCCCAAAGCGAUGCACGUCACAUGUGGUCUUCGUCUCGACUCCGGUGCAUUCCUCGAUGCUACCGUGGGUGGUCUCAGCAUGCUGGAUCUCAACCGCGUCGAAGGCGCAUCGCCAAAACCAAAGUUGAUGGACAACAAGCCGCUAGAGCCGGUCGUAAUGACUGACGCUUCGGCGAUGGUCGUUGAUGAUGUUCAACCUGCAGCUGCCGCUCCUGUCGACGCUGCGAUUACCUCCACUUCUGAAAAUGCACCUGCGUCCACUUUCAAUUCUGCGCCGAUGCCGGCACCCGCACUCGCCCCUCCGGCCAUUAUCGAGGAAAGCAACGAUAUCCGAUUGACGAUUCUGUGCCGACAGCACAACCCAGCUUGGCAAAAGUUAGAGGUCGAACGCAAGUACGAGGAUCUCAAAGCUCGCGUAGCGGCGCUGCCGGAGAAUUCGCGCCUCCAAGUCAAGACCAACAAUGGAGUCUUUGACGUCACCUACUUGACGAACCUUCCUCAUAAGAGCUCUAUCGGGAUCCUGUUCGACGACGGAAAGCGACACGAAGUGAGGUGGCGAGCGAUCCUUUGGCCUGAAUCACCGGAAGCGAUCAAACGCAAGGCCGAGAUCGCCGCCAAGAUCGCCGAGGACAAAGCCGCUUACGAUCGACCGCCGACGAAGAAGCGCAUCUCUUCUCCAGACGAUGGGAACAUGCACCACCAUUCGUAUUCGGGCCGUGGGUCGCCGUACGCGCACACGUCGUUGGCGGCGGCGUACAUGCACCAGCAACCUGCCCCGGGAUACUUUUACGCUCCUCAGAUGGGCGACUAUGCGGGACCGGGGCCUCAGCAGCAGAUGAUGUUACCGAACAUGGGAAAUGCGCCACCGUAUGGAUGGCGCGGUCAUUACUAUGGCGGUGACCCGGUUGCGAGUCCGGCGUCGUACCCGUACCCGCCUCUGAUGCACCCCGCUCAAGCUCAGGGCUGGUCUGGUCCUCCUCCGCCUCCUUUGGGCGAGUAUGCGGGACCGUACGGGCAUCAGCAUCAACAAGCUCGAAAUCCCUCCCAAUGCGCUUACGAACAUCCCUCCGCGUCUCCUCCGUCUUCGGGCUACAAACCAGCACCACUUGGCUCCUCCAUUGAAAGCCAGCACGCCCACCGAAACUCGUACCCACCUUCCGCCUCGUCGCCCAUCUCGACCUUUGUCGUACCUCGACCACAAGACGCGCACCUCGCCGUCCCAAAUCCAGCACCUCCAAAUUCGAGCAGGCACUCGUUGAAGAACCUCUUGAGCCCUGUCGUCGACGACGUCGCCGUGUUGGGUCAUUGA
Molecule: messenger RNA, 4878 nt
Organism: Microbotryum saponariae
Lineage: Eukaryota; Fungi; Basidiomycota; Microbotryomycetes; Microbotryales; Microbotryaceae
Source: the annotation of a GenBank genome assembly